AUGCUGUCGUCCUCCGGGGACGAAGGUGCCCCUCCCGACCGCUCGGCUUCCCUUCCUACAACUCUCUUAGAUACCCUGCUGCCUUGUCCUCCCGAGGCCGUUCCGCCUCUACUGGUGGCCGACGCCGUCACUAACGCUGAAGAAGCUCGUCAGUUGGAUCGCCUACGCACAUUCGCUUCGCAAGACGAAGACCGCUCCCGGUAUGACGCCCGCCACCGCGCUGUGGAAUACAGCGUCGGAGAUGAAGUUCUCCUGUGGACACCAACACGUCUGCCUGGCCGUUCCACGAAACUCUUGAAGCGCUACGUUGGCCCGUAUCGCGUGACUAGGCAGCUCUCCCCUCUCAACUACGAGGUCACACCCCUUCUACCGCCGCCUGACCGCCGCUCACGUGGAACAGAAGUUGUUCACGUGUUGCGUAUGAAGCCUUUCGUCCGGCCGGCCGAACCCCCAGCCCAGCCUUCCGAAGAAGGGGGGGUAAUGUCGUGA
Messenger RNA from Ornithodoros turicata, 489 nucleotides. RefSeq lists its product as uncharacterized. The coding region runs from base 1 to 489 and encodes 162 amino acids. NCBI's taxonomy places the organism in Eukaryota, Metazoa, Arthropoda, Arachnida, Ixodida, Argasidae. The record is from RefSeq and is a predicted model, not a curated record. The transcript has a single exon.